Messenger RNA from Closterium sp. NIES-65, 1839 nucleotides. The record is from the annotation of a GenBank genome assembly. NCBI's taxonomy places the organism in Eukaryota, Viridiplantae, Streptophyta, Zygnematophyceae, Desmidiales, Closteriaceae.
AUGUCCGCCGCGCACCAGCACCAGUUGCGCCAGCAGGCGUCUCCGCAACCCCCCGCUGCCCCCCCGGCGCUCCAUUCGCGCGGGGCCCCUCCCCCAGUGCGCGGACACCGCCCGCGGAUGCGGUCCAUGGGACAAUUGGCGGAUCUGCUCCCUGCGGACAGAGGGGGAUUCGGGGGCGCAGGGGGCGGGGGUUUCGCGGGGGAUGGCGCAUCAGCUUUGGGGGAUGGAUUGGGGGUGGAUAGGCUUGAUCUGGAAGGGGAGCAAGGGGAAAGUGGCGGAGGUGGCGGAUGGGGAAGUAGCGUGGAGGCGGGUAGCGGCCAGGUGUAUUUAAGAUCCAAUACUGGUUCCGGGCAUGCAUUUUUUAGGUCGAACAGUGGCAGUGGUAACAGAAUGGACGGCCUUCCCCCUGUUGCGACGGCAAAGCCGCCGCGCGCGCUGCGGAGGGUCAGCAGCGAGUGGGGCGAGCGGGGCGGGGAGGGGGAAGAGGGAAGAAGGCUCAGCGCAGGGGCAGCGGGGGUGAUGGGCGGAGGAGGGGGGAUGGGCGGAGUGCUCAGAUCCGCCAGUGGGGGGAGUAAUGACAGAAGGCCUGUGGGGGGAGGUCCGGGAGGAGCGGGGUCAGGAGCGGGGAUGGGAGGAGGACUGGUGCGGGGAAGGGGACAGUACGGGUCAGUGGUGGAGAGGGGGGUGCGGCAUCAGCAUCACCGCACCAUGUCCCUUGAUAGCUCCGCGCUCAUGCAAGGCGGAAUGGCCGCCCGCGGGGGGGGCGCAGGGGCGGCGCUAGGAGCAGGGGGAGGCGCGGCAGGGGGAGCACCAGGGGGAGGGGUGGGCGGAGUGGGCGGAUUCGGGGCAGCAGCGGGGGCAGCAGGGAUGGGCGGAGUGGGGGGGGGGAUAGUGUCCCGGGCAGUAGCAGCAGUGGGACCGAGUCCGCGGACGCCUGAGGGGGAGGAUGAAGCGACGAGGGUGCUGGAGCGGGAGUGGCAGAUGGGGUGGGAGCAGGAGCGGGAGGAGGACGAAGGGGGUCUGCCUGGGCUUGUAGGGCCGGCUGGGGAGCAUGCAGUUGGCGGUGGGAGGGAGUAUUCUCCUCCGUACAGCGACAUCGCGGAGCAGUUUGAGGUGCGGCGCCACGAGGUGGUGGCCAUGGGCGAGUUCAGUGUCGUGCGCGUGUGCCGCGAGGUGGAGACGGGCGUCAUGCUGGCGUGCAAGACCAUCGAGAAGGAUUCUAUUCACUCCAUUGAAAAGGACUCCAUUCACGUGCUUGCGCCGCUGGGGGGAGGUAUCGAGAGGGUGGUCAGAGGAAUUUUUGAGGUGUCUCGAAAGUCAGCGGAGGAAGCGCGGGACCUGAGGAGGGAGGUGGAGAUGAUGGAGCGAGUGGCAGGGCACUGCAAUGUCGUGCGCCUUCACGCUGUCUUCGAGGACCACGAGGUAGUGGACUAUUGUCCGUCCCGGCAACAAACCACCAACAACCAACCCUCUCUCACGCCCAUCUGCGACAUCCUAUUCGACGUUGCUACUCCCAUCUUCUCUCUCCACUGCACCCCACCUUUCCCCACUCCUCUCCCCUCUACCAUCCUGGGCGGCCAGAAUAUUCAUCUCGUGAUGGAGCUCUGUCGAGGAGGAGGCCUCUUUGACUACAUGCGUACCAAUGGACCACUCACCGAGCGGGCGGCGGCGUCCAUCUGUUUCCAGCUGCUGUCGGCAUUGGAUCACUGCCACGCGUGCGGUGUGCUGCAUCGUGAUGUGAAGCCGGAGAACGUGCUUCUAGCGAGGGCUGAGGGGGACUUUGGCAGCAUCAAGCUCAUCGAUUUUGGGAUUGCCGCUGAGCACCAACCAGGUAACUAG